This is a messenger RNA of Trifolium pratense (red clover), 1433 nucleotides long. RefSeq names its product 2-methylene-furan-3-one reductase-like. The record is from RefSeq and is a predicted model, not a curated record. The transcript is spliced from 4 exons. Gene Ontology annotation, molecular function: oxidoreductase activity, acting on the CH-CH group of donors, NAD or NADP as acceptor; zinc ion binding. Lineage: Eukaryota; Viridiplantae; Streptophyta; Magnoliopsida; Fabales; Fabaceae. Bases 272 to 1261 code for a protein of 329 amino acids.
GUCAUGAGUUUAAUCUCUAAUUUAUGCAUAUAAAGAAAAUUCAAUAAAAAGUUUAUACCUAAAGUAUAGUAACACAAAAAAAAUAAAAUUAAAACUAAUAAUUCAGUAGUAAUAACAUUUCUCAAUUUUGAGGCCAAAAUUUUGAAAUUUGAUGUCAUUGCACACGAUUAGUAAUUAGCCUUGAAAUCAAAGUCUAUAAAAUUGUAACACUCAUGAUUCCAUCUCCAUAACCACUCUUUUUCCUUUUCACUCUUCCAAAUAACUCAUCAAUAUGGCAACAACAGAAGCUUCAAACACUGAUCAAACUAUUACUAUUCCAACUCAUACAAAAGCUUGGUUCUAUUCUGAACAUGGAAAACCAUCAGAUGUUCUCAAGUUACAUCCUAAUUGGUCCAUACCACCACAACUGAAAGAUGAUCAAGUUCUCAUUAAGGUUAUUGCUGCUUCCCUUAAUCCUGUUGAUUACAAGAGGAUGCACGGCAUGUUCAAGGACAAUGAUCCUCAUCUACCUAUUGUACCAGGCUAUGAUGUUGCUGGCAUAGUAAUCAAAGUGGGAAGUAAAGUGGAGAAAUUUAAUGUUGGAGAUGAAAUAUAUGGUGACAUCAAUGAAGUAGGACUUUCAAACCUAAAGAUUCUUGGAACUUUGUCAGAGUAUACUAUUGCUGAGGAGAGGUUAUUGGCUCAUAAGCCAAAGAAUUUAAGCUUUAUUGAAGCUGCUAGUAUUCCUUUAGCUAUGGAAACAGCUUAUGAAGGACUUGAAAGAGUUGAGCUUUCUGCUGGGAAGUCUAUUCUUGUUUUGGGAGGUGCUGGUGGAGUUGGUAGCUAUGUUAUUCAGCUUGCCAAGCAUGUUUUUGGUGCAUCUAAGAUAGCAGCAACAGCCAGCACUGGAAAAAUUGAAUUUUUGAGGAAGUUGGGAGUUGACUUGCCUAUAGAUUAUACCAAGGAGAACUUUGAAGAUCUCCCAGAAAAGUUUGAUGCAGUGUAUGAUCUAGUAGGGGAAGCUGAUAGGGCUGUGAAGGUAAUUAAAGAAGGUGGCAAAGUUGUGUCAAUAGUACCUCCUGGAUUUCCACCAGCUAUAUUUUUUGUGCUCACUUCUAAGGGCUCUAUUUUAGAGAAGUUAGGACCCUACUUUGAAAGUGGUCAAUUGAAGCCAAUUCUUGAUCCCAAAAGUCCACUACCAUUUUCUGAGGUCAUUGAAGCAUUUUCCUACUUAGAAACCUCAAGAGCCCUUGGAAAAGUUGUAAUUCAUCCAAUUCCAUGAAAUCCAUGGCCUAUUCUACAUCUACCAAAAAAUUUCAGCAGUAAUUGCUCUAAGAUUUACCUUUCAACGCUCUCUUUUUGGUAAACUUUAUGUAUAUUUUAUUAUGUUAUGUAGAAUCCGUUUCUAAAUAGUGGGACCUAAAUGAAUUUCAUCUAAUAAAAAAGUGGGUUAA